This is a messenger RNA of Cicer arietinum (chickpea), 1063 nucleotides long. RefSeq names its product HVA22-like protein a. Lineage: Eukaryota; Viridiplantae; Streptophyta; Magnoliopsida; Fabales; Fabaceae. The record is from RefSeq and is a predicted model, not a curated record.
CUAAUCCACGGUGUGUCUGCAAGUUCACCCCAAUGGAUCUACUCUCCUCUGCACACGAACAUAUACCUGCGCAUCCAGCAUAGGACCGCUCCUUCUAUACUUCACUGCUUUUUCACACAUCUGUCCACUCUUUUUCUUAUUCGUUUCAAACAAGCCAACAACUCAACACUCACACUCUCUCUCUCUCUCUUUCCCAAAGCAUUUCUAUUAUUGUGAGUGAGUGUUCGAUCAAAGACACACAAUUAACACAAUCAAAGAUGGGAUCCGGAGCCGGUGAUUUUCUUAAGGUUCUUCUCAGAAAUUUUGAUAUUCUUGCUGGGCCUGUGAUCAGUCUUGUUUAUCCUCUUUAUGCUUCGGUUAGGGCAAUUGAGAGCAAGUCUCCUGUUGAUGAUCAACAAUGGCUAACUUAUUGGGUUCUGUAUUCGUUGAUCACUCUUUUUGAACUUACUUUUGCCAAAUUGCUCGAAUGGAUUCCUUUAUGGCCAUAUGCAAAGCUGAUUGUAACCUGCUGGUUGGUCCUUCCUUAUUUUAGUGGUGCUGCUUACGUUUAUGAUCAUUACGUUAGACCUUUAUUUGUCAAUCCUCAGACCAUUAACAUAUGGUAUGUUCCAAGAAAAAAGGACGUAUUCACAAAGCCAGAUGACAUUCUAACUGCUGCAGAGAAGUACAUUAAAGAGAAUGGAACAGAAGCAUUUGAGAAUCUGAUCCAUAGGGCUGAUAAUUCAAAAUGGGCCGGUAGUCAUCAUACAAUGCAUGAUGAAACCUAUUGAAAGCAAUUAUGUGGCUUCUGCAUCUUGUGGAUGAGGUGCAUGUACAUGUUAGUAGCGUGUUGCUGAUUUUGUUUUUCGUUUUCUGAGACAUGUUUUUGUCAUCACUCUUUAUUGUCGUGUAAUAGAAUUAGUAUCUACGUUUUGUUUUUAUUAAGACAUGCAUGGUAUAUAGAUGAUGUUGGUACAACAGUAGAAUCAUGUUGAUUUUCUCUUCUUUUAACCUUAACAAAGCCCGCCAUUAUUAGAGUAUGGGUCUGUUUAGAAUAAUUUAUGAGAAUAUAAGUUUAUUUGAA